This is a messenger RNA of Glycine soja, 1823 nucleotides long. RefSeq names its product transcription factor CYCLOIDEA-like. Lineage: Eukaryota; Viridiplantae; Streptophyta; Magnoliopsida; Fabales; Fabaceae. Gene Ontology annotation, molecular function: DNA-binding transcription factor activity; sequence-specific DNA binding. Gene Ontology annotation, cellular component: nucleus. The transcript has 2 exons. The record is from RefSeq and is a predicted model, not a curated record. Gene Ontology annotation, biological process: regulation of secondary shoot formation. Bases 489 to 1619 code for a protein of 376 amino acids.
CUCAUGCUUACAAGGUAUUAUUGUUUAUGUGCUGUCAUUCUCACACUGUACUACUUUGCUUGAGCAAGCCAAUUGUACUGUGCUACCACUCACACACACACACAUGAACACAAACAUAUACACAGACACAUACGGUGGUGCAUCAUAUCCGUAGCCGUGUCCCUCUCACUAACAGAUUAAGUACUCACCCCUAGGUGAAAAUAAAAAACACUACUAGCUGGUAGUACUAGUAAAUAUUAAUUAACAACACUUAGUUGUCUUUUUAUAAUGUUAUAUGUUUUGCAGGGAACAGGCAAAACAAAAAUGAACGGAUGGAAAGGGAUGGAAUUAAUAGCUUCUCUUUCUUUUUCAAUAGGAAGAUAGAGCUAGCAAACAUGUCGUUCUCAGGCAUUGAAAGUCCCAACCAAUAACCAGUGUUCCAUAUUCUUGAAGGGGUAGGGUUAUUUUUGGUGCAGUCCCAAGCUUAAUAUUAAAAAUUCAUUCCAGAUAUGUAUUCCUCAAAUACCUCCCUCAACGGCAAUGAACUAAUCUCGUACCCUAACCAACCAUUUUGCUUUAGGCCUUUUUCCUUUGAAAGCAACCCAACUAAUUCUUCAAAAGAAGAAACCAAUUCGAAUUACGCCCUUCCUCUUCCUCCUCCUCCUCCUCUUUUGUCCUUUUUCCAAUCUCCCUUUGACGAAAAUAUCUUCCAGGAACACCACCAUGACUUCCUCCUACUUCACCACUCUCUAGCUGACUCUGGAGUACUCACCAAAAACCUUGACGUUGCGGCCGAAAUCUCGCCAAUUCCUUGCCCUGGAGAAGGCUCAAUUGCGAUGGAGCACACUCCAAGAAAGAGAUCCAGCAAGAGAGAUCGCCACAGCAAGAUCAACACCGCACGGGGCCUCAGAGAUCGAAGAAUGAGGUUGUCCCUCGAAGUCGCGAAGCGGUUUUUUGGGUUGCAAGACAUGCUAGGCUUUGACAAGGCCAGCAAAACCGUGGAUUGGUUACUAAACCAAGCAAAGGGUGAAAUCAAACAACUUGGAAGGGAAAAAACAAGUGUUGGUGGUGCGAAGAGUGCAUCAUCAACUUCGGAAUGCGAAGGGGUGUCUAGCUUGGACGAGGUUGUAGUGAGUGGAGGAGUUAACGAGGAGCAAGAGAGGGAGACAGUACCAAACAUGAAGAGAAGAACAAACAAGGUUUGUAGAAAGAGUGCAUUCAAUCCUAUUGAUAAGGAAUCGAGGGAAAAGGCAAGAGAAAGGGCAAGAGAAAGAACAAGAGAGAAGAUGAGAACUCGGAGAGUACUUGCUGAUGCAUCAAACCUGAACCGUUUGAGUUCUUGGAACCCCUUUGAAACGGUUGAAGACUCUGCGGGUACUACUCAUCAAAGCCAAAGCGUGAACCAUCCCUCCUUGGAUGUGCACCUUCCUGAGGCUGAUCAAGAACCAAGUUCUCACAACGCGAAGGAGCAUUGGGGAGAGAACAUGGCGCAUGAAGAUAAUUCUUUGGCGAUCAUGAACAAGUGGAGCCCAACUAUGAUGUUCAAUUCUCUUCACAACUCAGGAGUCCUUCAGGAACAUCAAUUUGCAGAAUUUCAGUCCUUGGGCAAACCUUGGGAAGCCUACAGCAAUCACAUCUAAUAUUGUGCUCAUCAUCGAUUGCACCCAUCAUGUUUUUGUGUCAGUAGAAUAAAAAUACAAUUAAUCAUGCUGUGUAUUUCUUUAAUUUCCUUUUGGCAUGUAAUGGGGUAAGGUAUCUUCCGUUUACUAGCAUAUGGGAAAUAAUAUUUCGUGAAUGCUUUGUAUGUCGUCUCCAUAUAUAAAAUUUUACUUCUUUCUUUUUUA